This is a messenger RNA of Bicyclus anynana (squinting bush brown), 1954 nucleotides long. RefSeq lists its product as uncharacterized. NCBI's taxonomy places the organism in Eukaryota, Metazoa, Arthropoda, Insecta, Lepidoptera, Nymphalidae. The transcript is spliced from 3 exons. The record is from RefSeq and is a predicted model, not a curated record. The coding region runs from base 239 to 1135 and encodes 298 amino acids.
ACAUUACACGUAACGCGGCCAACUGAACGUAACCGCCACACAAGCCUGAACGCAAACCGAACGCGGUAGCCGCGAAGACGUUCGAUUUUUAAAUACGACCAUAGAUAAAAUCUGUGUUUUUUAAAUUCUGUUGCGUGCUGUCAGAUGCGUUCGUAUAAAAUAAUUUUAGUGAAAUUUGUGACAAGUGAACUGUACCAAAGAUUAAUUAAACUGUGAUAUUAUUUAAAAACAAUAAACAAUGAUCGAUUGUUGUACCUGUUGUGGAAGUGAUAGAAAAGCACCUGUUUCCUAUAAAAACAGUUUUCCCAAAAAGCUUUUAGUAGCUGUAUCCGUAGUCAUAGUGCUAGCGAUGUGCGUGACACCGGCCGACGCUCGUUCAGUUGAGCACAGAAGGCGACACCAAAGACGACCGGACACCAUGGCGGAACUCACCAAAGACACGAUGAAACGACCAAAAAACUCAAGCACCGAACAAUACAAGAACGCCACGAGGAAAAUCAAACACAAGCUACGCAACACAAAGAGGUUCUUCGACCAAGAUCGGAGGCGCUUGAACGAGACGAAAGAGUACAGGGACGGAAUGCCCGUCUGGUUGCCGGCGGUCAACUUCGUCGACAUCCAUUUCCACGACUACAGAACUCCGCGAAAAGCUGGGAAAUCAAUCACAGAACGAAAGUUUGCAUACCUGAUGCCAAAACUGCACAAGACGCUCAAGGAGUACCAAGUCAUAUUCAAGCGCCUGCAAAAUGUCCAGCUGAAUACAUCGGACGAAUCGUUCAAUAGCUACGUAGCCGUCCGCAAGCAUUUACUGUCAAAUUCACUUGCGAAGUUAUACAGCACGAUCGCCGAAAUACAAGAAAACAUGGUCGCUGUCAAGAUGCCGAUACCCCAUUUCGACGAAAGUCGCAUGAAACUCGAAACGUUAAAGACUAAAGUCGACGCGACGCAGUGUUUAAAGAAUGACUACAUUGCCUUCAGGGGUUACGGGAACCUGCUCAACAAUUGGUACUACGAAUUCAGGUGUCCGCUUAAUAAGAAAAGCGAUAAGAAAUGCGCGGGAUUCCACGCGAAAAUGAAGGAAAAACUCGGCAACAAACGGUAUAAAAAUCGAAACAACGUUUCUAUAACGAGUUGAGUUUUGUUGUUCUAUUUUUAAAAAUAUUUAUUCCCAUUUCCGUUUGUCGCUUGUCCGUACUUAUUUAUUGUUAGACUUAGUAUAUUUAUCCCCCAUUCGCACGAGCGAACAAAUGCAUUCCCAAGUAAAAGUUCACACGUCAUCGUUUUAAAAACGCGACGCUGUUUUUUCGAGCUGUGUUGUUUUCAAUUUUGGGUCAAAAUAGAUCUUCAUUUAUUGAACGCUUUUUUAACGCUCGUAAAAAAACGCUCGUGCGAAUGGCGGCUUAAGCUCUCUAAUACUUGAGACGUUGGAUAUUAUGAAAUAGUUGACGAUACCUUACGUUGAUUAAGUAAUGGGUACUUUCUCUGUGAUAUUUAGUAUUUUUAGUUGAUAAAUAUUAAUUUAUUGAAAGUAUUUAAUAAGUUCCUCAGCAAAUUCAUUUGUACUUAAGCUCUUGAUAAAAUUUUCGAUCUUUUUGUAAAUAUUUUUUUCCUUUCUGUCUCAAUGAUAAUUUAUUUUCUCUACCAGUGAAUAUUUAUUUCAAUUGCUUUUGAUCUGUUUUCGAAUGUUUUUUUUUUAAUUUUCUUAAGCUCAAUAAGUAUUACUAGCGGGCAUAUGUUGCCGUUUUAGGAAAGAAAGACUUCUAGCCUAUUUAAUUAAGGUGCUUAUUUAUAUAAUUUAGUAUUAAGAAAAUGUGCCGUUAGUUUGUAGUGAACGAACUGAUACCAUGUGAAUGUCACCGACAUAGUGUACAUAGCUUUACUAUAUUUGUAAUUUUGUUACUGCAAAUGAAAAUAAUACAGAAAUAAGAAAUAAUACAUAAUUUUAUAAAUUUUA